GCAGCCUGGGUAGCCGCUGUCCACCAUGGUGUCCCGUGCCCUCUGUGUGUGUCCUCGCAGAGCGCUCCGUCCCCUUCCCCGCCGCCCCGGGCGGAUCCUGAGCCCGGCAACCUGCAGGCAGAGAUCGUCCUUGUCGAGGCCAUCCGGCCCAGGCCCAAUCCUCGUCCCCCAGGUUUCCACCUCCUUAUUUCAGUUAUGCCGCCAGUAUGGAGACCUCCCUCCCCUCACGGUGGAGAACAUUUCAGAACGAGUAUUAUAUGUCUUGAAGUUGUACGAUAAGAUUGACCCUGAAAAGCUGGCUGUGAGCUCGCACUUCAUGAAAAAUCUGGGAUUAGAUAGUUUGGACCAAGUCGAAAUAAUCAUGGCAAUGGAGGAUGAGUUUGGCUUCGAGAUUCAAGACGCAGAUGACGAGAAGUUGAUGACACCACAGGAGAUUGUAGAUUACAUUGCAGAUAAAAAGGAUGUUUAUGAAUGAACAAUACACGUCUCACUCUAUGUUCAUUGAUGCUGUCUCUCUGAAGGUAGUUGGGGUGGGCGUUCUGUGAUCGCGCCUGCAUGCAGUGACUUUGCAACUGCCGUCAGCACUUCUUCCAGAAUCCUGUAUUUAAGCUGUCUGAAUGUGUUGGCCUUUAAUAAAUGUGUACAAAAUGUAAAAAAAAAAAAAAAAAA
Molecule: messenger RNA, 669 nt
Organism: Pelobates cultripes (western spadefoot toad)
Lineage: Eukaryota; Metazoa; Chordata; Amphibia; Anura; Pelobatidae
Source: the annotation of a GenBank genome assembly